AUGAUAUCUGAUGUGAAUCCUCCGGUUAUUCCUGCUAAAUUACCUGAUACCCGAUCUGUUUCGCCCUCAUCUGCUAAUUUUCAUCGUUCUCAUCGUUUUUUUACGUCGUCUACUAAUUCCUUAUCGGAAUCUGUUCGCUAUUCUGAGGAUGAAUUUUAUGAUAUAUUUGAUGUUUGGAAAUCUCGUUGUGCUGACAGUGAUAUUGAAUUUUUCAUCUCAAAUUGUAGCUUCUCGGAGAUUUAUCAUGCUCCAUUUUAUAUUAACAAAGUAUUCUUUUUGAAACUAUUGAAAUGUUUGCCGAACACUCAUCAGAAAUUAUGA
Messenger RNA from Schistosoma mattheei, 321 nucleotides. The record is from the annotation of a GenBank genome assembly. Lineage: Eukaryota; Metazoa; Platyhelminthes; Trematoda; Strigeidida; Schistosomatidae.